AUCAACCACAACACACCCUCCAAACACUUCAUCGCAACCCCCCUUUCCGCAUACCAGCUGGGAACUAGUACCGACGAGCCAUCAUCAUCUUCGACGGGACCGGCCCAACCGCUACAGGCUCGAACAGGGACACAUCGACAUCGACUUGCGAGACGUGAUGGCGGAGAACCCGCAAGAGCGUGAGCAGGCGCUGAAGGACUACAAGACGAAGCUGUUAGAGUCGCGAGAAUGGGAGGCGAAGCUCAAAGCACUGCGAUUAGACAUCAAAGGCUUACAACAUGACUUUGACGUAUCGGAAGACAACAUCAAGGCGUUGCAGAGUGUCGGCCAGAUCAUCGGCGAGGUGCUGAAGCAGCUGGACGAGGAGCGAUUCAUCGUCAAAGCCUCCUCCGGCCCCCGCUACGUCGUUGGCUGCCGAAGUAAAGUCGACAAACUGAAGCUGAAGCAAGGCACCCGCGUCGCCCUCGACAUGACCACCCUAACCAUCAUGCGGAUGCUGCCCCGCGAAGUCGAUCCGCUCGUGUACAACAUGUCGUUAGAAGAUCCCGGACAAGUCUCAUUUGCGGGCAUAGGCGGGCUGAACGAGCAGAUACGAGAGUUGAGAGAGGUCAUCGAACUGCCGCUCAAGAAUCCAGAACUCUUCCUGCGAGUGGGUAUCAAGCCGCCAAAAGGGGUGCUGCUGUACGGACCACCAGGCACCGGCAAGACUCUGCUUGCGAGAGCGGUGGCGAGUAGUCUCGAGACGAACUUCCUGAAAGUCGUCUCCUCCGCAAUAGUAGACAAAUACAUCGGCGAAUCCGCGCGCCUCAUCCGCGAGAUGUUCGGCUAUGCCCGCGAGCACGAGCCCUGCAUCAUCUUCAUGGACGAAAUCGACGCCAUCGGCGGCCGGCGGUUCAGCGAAGGCACCUCCGCCGACCGCGAGAUCCAACGCACGCUCAUGGAACUCCUCAACCAACUCGACGGCUUCGAUUACCUCGGCAAAACCAAAAUCAUCAUGGCGACCAAUCGUCCGGAUACCCUUGACCCUGCUUUGCUGCGGGCGGGGAGGUUGGAUCGCAAGAUCGAGAUCCCGCUUCCGAAUGAGGCCGGACGGUUGGAGGUGUUGAAGAUUCAUGCCAUGGGGGUGCAGAAGGAGGGGGAGAUUGAUUUCGAGAGUGUGGUCAAGAUGAGCGAUGGGCUGAAUGGGGCGGAUUUGAGGAAUGUGGUCACCGAGGCGGGGCUGUUUGCCAUUAAGGAUUACCGGGAUGCGAUCAAUCAGGAUGAUUUCAACAAGGCGGUGCGGAAGGUGGCGGAGAGUAAGAAGUUGGAGGGGAAGCUUGAAUAUCAGAAGUUGUAAGCAGGAC
This is a messenger RNA of Baudoinia panamericana UAMH 10762, 1343 nucleotides long. RefSeq lists its product as uncharacterized. The transcript is spliced from 3 exons. Lineage: Eukaryota; Fungi; Ascomycota; Dothideomycetes; Mycosphaerellales; Teratosphaeriaceae. Gene Ontology annotation, cellular component: proteasome regulatory particle, base subcomplex; cytosolic proteasome complex. The record is from RefSeq and is a predicted model, not a curated record. Gene Ontology annotation, molecular function: ATP binding; proteasome-activating activity; ATP hydrolysis activity. The coding region runs from base 158 to 1336 and encodes 392 amino acids. Gene Ontology annotation, biological process: positive regulation of RNA polymerase II transcription preinitiation complex assembly.